AUGUUUGAUCUUUCAAACUUCUAGUUUUUACGAAAUUAAUACCAGCAUAGCUAUUUUAUUCGAUUACUGAUAAAUGAAAAUUUUAUUUAACUAAGCCAAUAUAAUCACGAGACAAUACUCUGUGUUUUUCUAAUUAGCUUGCGUUAUAUUUUUGUUUUGUGUUAAAAUAUUGUUUUCUUCUGAUGUGAUAAUAUUGAGAUGUCAUCUUAUAUGGCAGGUGUUUUUGAUUUAGAUUUAGAUGUGGAUACGGUUACAGUCGCUGAUUCUGAUGAAGAUGAUAUUAUAGAUGUUGAUGAGGUUGACUAUGAUCCUGAACUACACGUUAACAAUAUUGUUGAGGCCGAAGGGUCUGAAACAAUUCAACUAUCUGAGGAUAAUGUAAACCCUGGUCUGUGCAAACGUCUUGGUCCUCAAGACUUUGAGUUGCGUAAAGUUUUAGGCAAAGGUGGAUAUGGAAAAGUGUUUCAAGUGCGUAAAAUCACUGGGACUGAUGCUGGUGCCCAUUUUGCUAUGAAAGUUCUAAAAAAAGCUUCAAUAGUACGUAACCAAAAAGAUACUGCUCACACUAAAGCUGAGAGAAAUAUAUUAGAAGCAGUAAAGCAUCCCUUUAUAGUUGAAUUAGUUUAUGCUUUUCAAACUGGUGGUAAAUUAUAUUUAAUUCUAGAAUAUUUAAGUGGCGGAGAGUUAUUUAUGCAUCUUGAAAGAGAAGGUAUAUUUUUAGAAGACACUGCUUGCUUCUAUUUGUCUGAGAUAAUUCUAGCCUUGGAACAUUUACAUAGUUUAGGCAUAAUUUAUCGUGAUUUAAAACCAGAGAAUGUUCUCUUAGAUGCGCAAGGCCAUGUAAAACUUACAGAUUUUGGAUUAUGUAAGGAACACAUUCAAGAAGGUAUUGUUACACAUACAUUUUGUGGAACCAUUGAAUAUAUGGCUCCUGAGAUAUUGACAAGGAGUGGUCAUGGAAAAGCUGUGGAUUGGUGGAGUCUAGGUGCUUUAAUGUAUGAUAUGUUAAUUGGACAACCACCGUUUACUGGAGAUAAUCGUACAAAGACAAUAGAAAAAAUCCUUAAAGGUAAACUUAUAUUGCCCGCCUACCUCACACAAGACGCUCGCGAAUUGAUUCGACGUCUCAUGAAACGUUCCGAGACUCAGCGCUUAGGAGCUGCUGGGGCUGCCGCGGUGCGUGGACAUGCUUUCUUCAAACAUGUUCACUGGGACGAUGUAUUCGCUCGUAGAUUAGAGCCUCCUAUCAAGCCUAAAUUGACAAGUGAAGAUGAUGUAUCUCAAUUUGACACAAGAUUUACUCUCCAGACUCCUAUUGAUUCGCCAGAUGAAUCUACACUCAGUGAAAGCGCCAAUCUAAUGUUUCAGGGAUUCACAUAUGUUGCACCAUCAGUAAUGGAUGAAAUCCACAAGCCUCGCGUAAUCAAUGCUCGCUCGCCGCGGCGCCCUAGACCUCACCACCAUACUGCCUUCACUAUUCCACCGGCUUCCCACUCACACGCUCAACCUGAAGAUCUUAUGGAUGUACAAGGUUUACCUAUAUAGCCUAGAAUAAUUCACAUAGCUGACCAUUUUAUACUAAGAAUCAAUUGAACUACAAAUGCUGCCGAUGUAUUAUGUCCGUAACAUAAAUGGUACUGUUUUAUACUAUUAUUAUAAAUUAUUAAUGUACAUUUUAUACAAGUUACCGAUUAGUUUAAUGUUUGGUAGGACUUAUUCUCAUAUUAUGUAUUAAAAUGUUCUUACCUGAAUAUGAAUAUAAUAUGACAGAGUAAAAAUAUAAUUAACAAUAUUAUACCUUGUUACCAGGCUUCAUAAAU
Messenger RNA from Pieris brassicae (large cabbage white), 1820 nucleotides. It is a transcript of the gene S6k, whose product is annotated as ribosomal protein S6 kinase beta-2. Gene Ontology annotation, molecular function: protein serine/threonine kinase activity; ATP binding. The record is from RefSeq and is a predicted model, not a curated record. Lineage: Eukaryota; Metazoa; Arthropoda; Insecta; Lepidoptera; Pieridae. Bases 199 to 1545 code for a protein of 448 amino acids. Gene Ontology annotation, biological process: protein phosphorylation; signal transduction. The transcript has 10 exons.